AUGGUUCAGAGUAAAACUGCUCAAGCUUUGGUAGGGCAAGGACAUGGUAGGAGGCUUAGACCGGAGAUGAUAAAGAAGAGACCAAGGGCUAGUAGGCUUCCUCAACCAACGACACCGGAGAAGCAGAUCGUUGCUAAAGUCACAGGCGGGUCACCUAAUUAUAUGAAGGGAACGAGGAGUUCAGAGGCUAGAAGACAGAGCCAAAGUGUUCAAGCUGGUUUAGACAAGAAGAGCCAAACCGGUAAGAAACUUGAUUCUUGCUCUAGAGAAAAGAAACAGAGUAGUAGUAGGUCUUUGAAAAAGGGUCAGAGCUUCAAGAGAAGUGGUAGGAUUGGUCGUUGUUGGGAUGCGAAUGUGCAUAGAGCAACUUGCUCUUCGCUUCUCAAAAACUCAAAAUUCACAGAGGAUCUGAUGUUUACUUCUCCUCAUAUCUUGAAAGUCUGUCCUUAUACGUAUUGUUCACUCAACGCGCAUCUUCACAGCCAAUUCCCACCUCUUCUAAGCUUUAUAUCCGAAAGGAGACGCUCCUUGAAGUCCCAUGCAAGUGGUGAAUGUGAUGAUGGUUGUGUGGAAAUCUAUGUUGAUGAGAAGAAAGAAAAUAGAAGCACUCGAGAAACUGAUAUCAAAGUAAUCGAUUCUGAGGCUGAGAAUAUAGAGAUGGAAUUGGGAGAGGUUAAAGAUUUAGAUUCUGAGAGUGCAGAGAUAGUGAGCUUACUAGAAGGUGAAGGCAUUGAAUCAUGUAACUUUGCAGUUCUUGAACAAUCAGAAAAUUCAAGUGAGGAUCAAGAGCGUGAAGAGGGUGGUUUCUCGAAUAACACAACCAACUCUCUUUUAUUUGAACAGUCGAUUAUACAAGAUGACAUCAUUCUAGGGAAUGCUGUGGAUGAGAAGCAUGAAUCUAAGGAAGCUGAAGACUGGAAGGAGGCAGAUGGAGAGAAAGUGAAAGAGCGGAUUAAACUUGUAUUGAAAACAGAGGAAGCUCUGUUAUCACUUGCACAAAAACCUUGCAACCGAGAAGAGUGCAUUGAGGAUUGUAGGAGACUCAACCCAAGAGAACCCAAUUACAUUCAAACUACUGUAGAGCCGAGCAACGAAACAGUUGAUCUCAGGCAUCAGGACAUGGAUGAGAGGAAGAAAGCAGAGGAGUGGAUGAUUGAUUAUGCUCUGCAACACACCGUAAGUAAACUUGUUGUAGAAAGGAAGAAGGAUGUGGCAUUGCUCGUUGAGGCAUUUGAAACAACAGUACCUAAAUAA
Arabidopsis thaliana (thale cress) is the source of this 1254-nucleotide messenger RNA. Its product is annotated as Plant calmodulin-binding protein-like protein. The transcript has a single exon. Gene Ontology annotation, molecular function: calmodulin binding. Lineage: Eukaryota; Viridiplantae; Streptophyta; Magnoliopsida; Brassicales; Brassicaceae. Bases 1 to 1254 code for a protein of 417 amino acids. The record is from RefSeq and is marked reviewed.